Messenger RNA from Lasiosphaeria miniovina, 1008 nucleotides. RefSeq lists its product as uncharacterized. The record is from RefSeq and is a predicted model, not a curated record. The transcript has 3 exons. Gene Ontology annotation, biological process: translation. Gene Ontology annotation, molecular function: structural constituent of ribosome. Gene Ontology annotation, cellular component: small ribosomal subunit; ribosome. The coding region runs from base 251 to 772 and encodes 173 amino acids. Lineage: Eukaryota; Fungi; Ascomycota; Sordariomycetes; Sordariales; Lasiosphaeriaceae.
UUUCUGUUAGGUGCAGCGCCCUCCCACCAGCGGCCCUCUGCGGCCCUUGUUUAGCGCGAACGCAGGGAUGGGUCCGGUGUUUAGGGGACACGCAAGGCCGACAAUUGCCGAACCCCCAUGCUAUCCCAUUAGGCUUCCCACGUGAUCUAGCCCGUGACUCUCAAAACUUCUAAUUGCGGAACCUCGAAUUGCAGCAAUGCGGCGCGAGACGAAUCGAGAGCGUCGCGUCUAGCAAUAGCAAACGAGCACGAUGGCGACAGCACUCCUGCGGAACCUGGCGCUGCGGUCGCUGCUGCAACGGCGGCCAUUUCUGACGCCAUCAUUACCAAUCUCCCCUCUGUCGGCCGUCCGCUCCUUUUCCAGCACUCCGAUUCAGAAUGCGACGCUUAACCAGGUCUUAAGGGGCUGCCGAAAACCGCAACGAGCUCGUCACGCCGUGUCGCCGGCGCUGUCGGGGAUCAAGGCGCCCCAGCGGAAGGGCGUCUGCAUCAAAGUGGGCGUGACGCGACCCAAGAAGCCCAACUCUGGCGAGCGCAAGACGGCGCGUGUGCGUCUGUCGACGGGCAAGCUCGUGACCGCAUACAUUUCCGGCGAAGGCCACAACAUCCAGCAGCACAGCGUUGUGCUCGUCCGUGGCGGCCGAACGCAGGACUGUCCCGGUGUGCGGUACCAUUUGGUCAGGGGAGCCAUGGAUCUGGGAGGCGUCGGAAAUCGCAUGACUAGCAGGAGCAAAUUUGGGACGAAGAAGCCGAAGAAGGCAUCCGUCGGUUAGGCAUUGGCCAUCCGGACGAGAUGAAAGAGUUAGACUCGUCGCACAGGAUUCCAACAGUCAAGGUUGCGUUCAUGCUGCGGUGGCGGAUCACCGAUGUAUAAUGAUCAAGAGACUGGUAGGCGAAAAUGCGAUUACCUAGACUCGAUCAUGAUAUGCUGGUAUUGUUGUCAGUCGCCAUUAUGUAUUUACCCCAUGUAAAAUAUUACUCGUACUAAUGCAUAUGCACUGGGAUGGAC